This is a messenger RNA of Fusarium keratoplasticum, 1056 nucleotides long. RefSeq lists its product as uncharacterized. Gene Ontology annotation, molecular function: methyltransferase activity. The transcript is spliced from 8 exons. NCBI's taxonomy places the organism in Eukaryota, Fungi, Ascomycota, Sordariomycetes, Hypocreales, Nectriaceae. Bases 1 to 1056 code for a protein of 351 amino acids. The record is from RefSeq and is a predicted model, not a curated record.
AUGCCUGGAAGUAGCCCAAAAGGUCCUGGAAGUAGUCCAAAGGGUCGCUCGUCGCCCGUGUCCGAGCACGCUCCCGAACAGGAACAGGUCAUUGAGGCGGAUGACGAUGUUGGAGACAGCGAUGCCGACUCUGCCUUGGGACCGGAUGCUGAAAGCUCCACCGCCUCGAUUACAUCCAGUAUUCUACAGUACAGAACCAUUCAUGGGAGGACGUAUCACAGCGAGAGAGGAAAUGCCUUUUAUUGGGGAUCUAAUGACGAAAAACAAAGCGAGGCCAUGGAUAUCAUUCACCAUAUGUGGACCCUAGCUCAAGACGGACGACUUUACCUAGCGCCUCUUGAGAAGGAUAUCGAGAAAGCUCUUGAUAUUGGAUGCGGAACUGGUAUUUGGGCAAUUGACUUCGCCGACGAGUUCCCUGGCUGCGACGUUAUUGGUACCGAUAUCUCGCCAAUUCAACCCUCUUGGAUUCCCCCAAACCUGAAAUUCGAAAUCGAUGAUUGUACUCAAGAAUGGACCUUCACUCCUGGAACCUUUGACUAUGUUCACAUCCGAUAUCUAGUUGGUACCAUUCCUGACUGGACUGAACUGUUUAAGCAGGCCCACAAGACUCUCAAGCCUGGCGGCUGGCUCGAGAGCUUUGAAGCCUCACCUACCAUUGAGAGUGACGAUGGAACAGUUACACCCGAGUCGGCCAUGGGGCAGUGGGAUAAGAUCUUUAUCGAGGGAUCCAAGUCAAGCGGUCGAAGCUUUACUGUUCUUGCCGAUAAUCUGCAGAGAAAGGCUAUGGAGGAGGCUGGAUUCGUUGACAUUGAGGAGUGGAACUACAAGUGCCCUAUAAGCCCAUGGCCAAAGGAUCCUAAGCUCAAGGAGAUGGGUCAGUUUGGACAGCUCUUUGCCACUCAGGAUACCGAGGGUCUGUUGACUUUUGUGGCCAACGCUCUGGGUUGGUCUAGGGAGAAGUUUUACGUGUACAUCUCGCAGUUCCGCCGCGAGAUUCGUGACCGAAGAAAUCACCCGUAUUUCAGGAUCCGGGUUCUUUGGGGUCGCAAACUAUAG